Molecule: messenger RNA, 1551 nt
Organism: Toxorhynchites rutilus septentrionalis
Lineage: Eukaryota; Metazoa; Arthropoda; Insecta; Diptera; Culicidae
Exons: 1
Coding region: 1-1551 (516 amino acids)
Source: RefSeq, a predicted model, not a curated record
AUGAAGACGAUCCAGUUUGUGUUUGUUUGGUUAUCGUUGGCAAUUGUUACCAGUGAAACGAUUCAUUUCACCAACUCUGCUAAACAUUUAUCGCUGAGAAAUUAUACCACCUACGAGGUGGAAGUGCCGGGAUCGAAACCGAUCACUAUAAUCGAAGCAAAUCCGAUAAAAACAAACGAAAUUCCAUCGAGGCCACCUGCUAUCUUUAUUCAAACACGGAAUGCAGCGGGCGCGAGUGUCCAUGAUCAUGCUCAUGUGGUCAUCAAUAAUGGUUUAAGGUCAACCCCAACGAAGAAAACUUUGUACUCACCAGAGCUGUUGAAUAAGUUUCUGAAGGAAUAUUCGGAGAAACUGAAGAAUGCUGAUUCCAUUACAAAGCAAAAGCUGAACGAGAUAACUAUGAUCAACAACAGUAAACAGUUUGAAAAACAAAACUACGAUCUAAACAGUGAAAAUCAAACUGUUGAAGCACACGAAAGACAUGCAAGUGGUAGCAAGCUGUAUGGAGACAUCCUGAAAACACACCCAUGGAACUCCAAGGAUGGUUGGGUAACGAUGCAAGCUGUACCUUGGUCGGAAAGCAAGGUUUCCAAGUGGCAGAGUACUUCAAACAAGUUCAACGAUAAUCACCACCACCAACAGCCCUAUCAUGGAAGCUUUCAAUUAAUCGAUAACGAAAGUGAGGAAUCGAUUUCUAGACCAAAACCAUCUUAUGCAGCAACCUCGCCGGCGUCUUCGAGCUAUCACGGAAACGAUGAUAGUGACGAAUACAGCGAUAAUUCGUUCGCAUCAAGUCGUCCCAGUUAUGCUGUUGCUAUCGAGAAACCAUCGAAACCAGCUUUUGAAUCAUUUUACAACAGAAGAUAUAAACCCUCUGAGGAUUACCGUCGUAAAUAUUCGUCACAAAAUUCUGACUACAAUGGAGAUGCAUGGUACGAUCAUGGAUUCAAGAAAACUCCGCAACAACACACCGAUAUCAUUACUGACGGUCGGAGACCCUACUUUCCGCAGGAUAACUUUUCCCGGCCGCAACCAACAACAACAGAUCGCAACCUGCCACACUCCUACCCCGAAAGGGGGAGCGGCGAAUGGGUGCUAGUGUCGACGAACAAAGGAUACCAAUAUCCCCGUAGACAGGGUCAACGUGCGAUCACCUUCUCUCCCACCGCCCUAUCACACAAAUCAGUGAAACUCACAGUUCUUCCAAUGAAAAAUACCAAGGAUAUGACAACCUCCCACAAUGGACUGAUCGAGGUGUCCGCCUCGAAGCAAACCGUGGAGCAAUCGUACAAUAACAAGAUCGCUGCCCCACACAAUCACAGCUCGACGGAUCCGCUUCCGCACCGCAAACGGCGCGUAAUUCCACAGUUCUCGCUGAUGCGUCGAGACAGCCUCCAGGACAGUUCCGCCAUAUUGGCGGCAGUCAGUGCUGGGAUGGUUCCCGCAACGCUUGCCGUAGUGGCCCCCAUGGUGCUAGGUAGAAAGCGACGGUCGGUAACCAAUGAGGAGGACCUUCACGGGACAGCCUUCAUUCCCGCCACAUUAGAAUAG